Messenger RNA from Branchiostoma floridae (Florida lancelet), 8557 nucleotides. RefSeq lists its product as uncharacterized. The transcript is spliced from 57 exons. NCBI's taxonomy places the organism in Eukaryota, Metazoa, Chordata, Leptocardii, Amphioxiformes, Branchiostomatidae. The record is from RefSeq and is a predicted model, not a curated record.
CUGAGAAUCAUUCCUCAGCAGCGACAACAACUUUCCUCCCGCCCUGCUGACACUGUGGAACUCCCGAUCGGACACUAGCCUCUCCUGGGCACGUUUCAGUUGUGUUCACGCUCUGAGGCUUUGUCGGGAAAGUUUUGGUCGGGUUGGUUUGAAGGGUCGCCAUGGAGUUUGACACGGUUCGGCUCUGAGGAACUCGGAAGACCUCGGCUCCGAGGAACUCGGAAGUCAGACGACAGGUUCACCAUCUGUGGCCACCUCCUGUUCCUACCCACGGUCGAUGAUGUCACAGUAAUGGCGGAGUUCUCGUACGCGGUUUCCGGUAGCUGCUAACGACUGUUCUGUGUGUCGUUCCCAGGUCGAUGAUGUCACAGUAAUGGCGGAUUUCUCGUACGCGGUUUCCGGUAGCUGCUAACGACUGUUCUGUGUGUCGUUCCCAGGUCGAUGAUGUCACAGUAAUGGCGGAUUUCUCGUACGCGGUUUCCGGGAGCUGCUAACGACUGUUCUGUGUGUCGUUCCCAGGUCGAUGAUGUCACAGUAAUGGCGGAUUUCUCAUACGCGGUUUCCGGGAGCGGGAAGAUCCGCGAGCUGGAGGCGGAGCUUCAGCAGGAGCUGGAGGACCUGAAGGCCGACAUCGAGGAGAACGAGCUGCUGUCAGGGCAGCCCAGCAGGAGCAUCAGUUCCGUCCCGUGGCCAAAGAGUCAUGAGCACUUCCGCAGGGAGCGGCAGCUGGCCUUCGACAAGGCUCUGCAGGUUACGGGUGCACGCCCACUCCUGGUCCAAGCAGAUGUGCUGCAGGAGGAAAUGGAAGGAUGUCUGAAGAAGGAGCACACAGCAGAGAGCCUGCCCCUGCUGCUGCACCAGUUUUACCUGGACCGAAUCCAGGAGCUGGUCCAGUGUAAGCACAUGCACAUGCUGCGUUGGAAGCGCUUCUGUCGACACACCAACGUGAUGGAGACCAUGUACCCUCACUACCACAGCAGGCUUGACCAGAUCAUGUCGGAGUACCGGGAUACCCUGGAGCGAGCCCAGCGGCUGUCGGUGGUUCGGGAGGCGCUCCUGGCAGGUAACCCCGCCCAGCCCUGCAGCCAGCUCACACCUGACGACCUGCAGAUCUACCUGCGCUGGUUCACCUGUCACCUGCACUCCUUAAGGAAGGUCUGCGCUUAUGUCAAGGUGCUGCAGUGGCUGCCAGCCAUGUACAAGUCCUCCAUCGCGCCCCCUCCACUGGAGUCUGAUGGGGACGAGGAUGGUGACAUGCUGAAGCACCAGAGAGAAGACCCCACCCCGGGGAUCCACAUCCCCACCCCGGGGAGGCGUUCCCCCCGCCCCCUGUCGGGCGUGUCGGUGACGUCAGUAGGUCGGCCCGUCCCCCCGGCGCUGCCUGCCAGCACCACCUCCAUGCCUGUGUCCUCCCUCCUGCCCGACAUGGCUGCUGCAGGAGGCGGGCUGGCGUCCAACCAGACGACCCUCGGCCUGCCGCUGCACCUCAUGGACUUUGAGGACCUCCGACCUCAGCUGGAGUUCCUGCUAUCAUGUUACAACAUCAGCAUGGACAUGAACCAGAUUGUGACAAGUGCAGAUGAGAUGGAGCUGUUCUCUCACGUCAACCGCAAGUUCAAAACCAUCUUCCACAAGCAGGAGCAGUACAAGACCUUCCCUACAUACGACAGAGUUGAGGCCGGAGCAGAUGCCUGGGGAGCGGACAAACCCUCCCACGCCCUGCAUAAGGACUGUCCUUGGAGACCGUUUGUCAGAAUCAGACCGCAGAAGGAGCCCCUUCAACAGAAGAUGCUGACAAAACUGCGGCAGGAAAAUAAUAUUGACGAGCUUCUGCGGGCCCAGUGCAAGUUCCUGGAGGUUUCAGAUGUGGAGAAAGUUCUGGAGUCUCUCCGAGAGCACGCCAUCGCAGUCCGGGACCCCCCGCCGAUUAUCGAGGUCUCCGUGACGUCUCAUCGCAGCACGCAGGCCACAAACACGCAGGCGCUCUGGCAGAAAAUCUACACCAACCCUGAACUGGACAGGAAGUCCAAUAAAGAAGACGACCUUGACCUUGUAGACAUCGAUGAUAAGAACGUGGACAGCGUUGACCUGAGCGGGAAGGCGCGUACGGGCAGCGCGCGGAAACGUCAAGAGAGCUACGACUACGGCAACACCAUGCAGAUGUUGGGUCUGGACGAGGGGGACGACACGAGCCACGAGCCCAGCGUCAUGCAGGGGGCUUACCUGUCGUUCUUAUACCUGCGACACCUGAGACUUAGGGACUUAAAGAGAACGUGUCUGAGCGUCCUGAACUACUUCUGCUCUGUGGAGAGAACCCUGACGAUUAACGAGAGAGGCUUGUCACUGGAGGCGGGGCACCUCAAGUCCAGUAACCAAAGUUCGGCAGGGAUUGGGUCUCAUCACUACGUGCACAACACACCUGCUGAUUACAGGCUGAACGAGAUGGAGUUUAUGGAGUUCUCCGACAUCGAGAAUCACGACGAUUUCUACGCAUACGAGGAGGGGCGGAUCCAUGUGCAGGACCAGCGGGGCAACUCAGGUAACUAUGGUAACCGUGUUGUCAUGGUUACGGGUUAGAUCCACGUGCAGGACCAGCGGGGGUUCUAUGUCAUGUACGACAGCGCCGUCGAGCAACUCAGGGAACUUGAACAUGACCUCCUGCUGACUGCGACCCACUUCAUCGAGAAGGACAAGGAUCACCGGGAGCUUGCGACGCGGACCGGCUCGGCGAUCCGGCGGCAGCAGGCGGUGGGCGUGGACCUGGGGGCGUACGCGCACGUGCCCGUGGACAGGUUUGCUGUGCUGCUGGACCUGUGGACUCACGAGGCCAUGUACCUGGAGAACAAACGACAGCUGCUGGACUGCUAUCUGGAGGCGUACCAUCACGUGUUUGAUACGGCAGAGAAGCAGGAGUUAGCUGUUGUCAUGACAACCGUGAUGCACCAGCGGCCGCGGGUAGACUUCACGCUGGAAUACUUCGUGAAGACGUACCGGGCGGAGUGUGUCGUGCUGAGGCUUCAGGCACAGCUGGUCAAGUCUGUCCUCGACAAACAGAUCGAGGAACAGAGGGACUAUGUCGGGAAGCUGACCGAGGGAAGAGACUUCGAGUUCGGACUUCCUCCUAAAAUCAUCCCCAAACAACCUGUGGCCAUCAACUUCAGCAAACCUGCCCUGAAGCAUGUCUACAUGCUGGAGUUCCAUCCGUCGCUAGGCGUGGCCAGCCGGAUACCACAGGCACUCAACCACGCCUUCUGGGAGCUGAUGUACAUGAACAAGGCGGCUGUGAAGACGUCAACACAGAUGAUCUCCUUGGAGCACCAGAUCCUCGAGGCUGCGCUUAAGGAGUGGGACAAGAUGGAGCCGCUAGGAGCAGCAUACUCACCCCAGCUGCAGCAAGACAUGUUCUCUGACAUUUUUGUGGACAACCCUGCGUUCCUGUGUGAGAUCGGGAACGAGCUGAUCAGCAAAGAGGAGAGUGCGGGUGGGCAGAGGCGCACGGCCAAGGAGAGACGCACCACCAUGCUCAAUGUCUGGUCCAAACUGCUGGAGGUGGUGACCGUUCGGCAUCGCCUCCUGGAGGCAGCCUGGGAGUCCAGUAUCCUGGCCACGCUGUAUAAGCAGUCAGCGUUUGAGAUGGGGUUUGACGAGUACCACACCUAUCUGCGCAUGGUGCAGUUUGAGUUCGCCUCCCGGAAAGAAAAUAUCGACACGGGUCCAAUCUUCAUCACAGCGCUCAUGGAGGAUGAGUCUAUCGUUGACAGGUUUGUUUAUUUGUUUACUUGUUUGUUUGUUUGUUUCUCCCUGAAAGAAAACAUUGACACCGGCCCCAUAUUCAUCACAGCACUCAUGGAGGAUGAGUCUAUCGUCGACAGAUACCUCCCCGGCUCGUUGCCGCUAGCGAUACAUGAGCUUGACGAGAAGCACCUGGGAAUGUUCUCCUUCAGGACUAAGGAAGCCAUUGUCAAGCUGCUGACGGGGACAGCCCUGGACAACCUGCAGGUUGUGCUGCUGUGCCAGGUUGUCCACAAGAGCGCGCUGCUGUGUGCCGUGCAGCAGGCGAACGUGUGCUGGCAGCAGAAGGACUUCAGCAAGGGCGACGUGGAGAGCAGGAGCGGCACCAAGUCCCCCACAGAGACCCUGAGCCUGCACAGCUCCCUGACGGCCACCACAGCUGUGUCGGGGGGAGGGGGGCUUGGCGUGGGCAGCUCCGCCUCAGCCUUCGCUGCCAAACUCCGCUCCAAGAUGGACAAGGAGAAACGGUCUCCCGAAGCCUUCAUCUCACUCCAGCUGGAGAAGGCGCCAUGUCGGGACCUGAUGCUGAACGAGUUCCUACAGAAGAAGACUGCCAUGUCCACCAUCCUGAAAAACCCUGAGGAGGUGGCAAAACUCAAAAGGACCUUACUGACCACAUUCUGCCAGAGGUUCCAUCAGCGUGUGCUGCAGUACUCCCUCCGCAGCCAGAUCAUCGGCUACAUCAACAGCCUGGUGGCUCUGCUGGAGGAGUUCCCUGAUAUCAAGGAGAACUACUUCCAGAUCGGUACGGCAAAUGAGCGGAAAACAGACCAGGAUGAGCUGGCGGGGCUGGUGCCGGAUGCCAGGGUGAUGAAGAAGCGCCCGCGGCGGAUCCUGACAGCAGACGGAGCAGCCCUUGUGAACCUGUGGUUCGUCCCGCAUCACUCCGAGGUGCUCGUCAUGUUCAAGUCUGCAGACGACGAGACCUGCACAAGGUGCCUGCGCCUGACGCUGAGAAUCGUGUCCAACCUGCACGACAUCUGCCACUACCUGUGCGCGCACUCCAAACUGGGCAGCAACACCUCCAUGGCAGGCUCCGAGCCCAGAGGCUUCGUCACAGCAGAGUGGGGAGGGGUGGAGGGCAUCGGUGCGGACCUGCGUGAGAUCCAGAAGCAGCUGGAGCACCUGCCGACCCCGCACGACCCCCAGCAGGCUGCAGACUUCCUGCAGCUCCGCAGGGACGUCAUGUUCCUGGAGUUCGACGCAGCGAUUCGCCACUGCAUCCGGAACACCUUCCUGACUACGGGCAACAUGCAGGCAUACAGGGCAGUAGCAGACAACAUGAGGUUUGGUCUGGGGAAGCUGAGCAGUGAGCUGGAGCCCAGUCUGUACAGCAUGUCCCUGCCCCUGCCCCAGCCUCUACAGUCUACUGAUGGACAGGCACUGGAGCUGUUCCCAUGGAGAUCCUUCCAGCACAGAUAUGGACCGUUCCCAGGCAUGUUCCCCCAGUGGCACCAGAUCGAGCACAACAUGCAGCUGUGUCUGGCAGGACUCACCGACGUCGACAGGGCUGGAGCUAAUGGGGAGAUCCUGGGUGUGUCGCUGCUGAUGGAGGACAUUCUGGUGAGCGGGUCGCCCGGCGCCAUCUCCAUGGAGUGGGUCGAGGACUCAGACGACGAGGGCGACCCUGCGGGGAGGGCGGCGCCGCAGAAGUCCCGACCCAUGAGCAGUAUCAGCGGCUACGCACACUCUGACAGGAGCGGCAAGAGCGAGGCGCAGGAGAAGAAGCCCCUGUCUCGGCGGGAGAACCCUCUGGAGGCCCACCAGCUCCUCAAGGACUUCCUGUUGCUAUGGAAACGUCUGGAGGCCUUCAAGCAGGAGUGGGGGGAGCGGAAACUGGCCGUGAGCAGCCUGGAGAACCCGCGGGACUACCGGACAUUCUGUAAAAUGUACAAAGCAGAGGUGCACUACCCGGUGCUGAGGAGUCUGGCCAGGAGACUGGGACAGGGUGACGACUAUGACGGGCUGGUGUCGGAUGACGAGCCGCUGGUGAUGCCAAAGGGAGCGUCAGAGUUCGAGACCAGAGUGCAACAGCUUUUGAAGCUGCUGGAUAACUUGGAGUGUCACAUGAUCUACGAGGUGCGGAGGAAGAUCUCGAAAGAACACGGGCUGGUUCUGAACGAGCGCGGGCGGGAGGAGACAGCGCUGCCGACAGACCUAUGGAAACGGCCGGUAAGUACCAGGGGCAUGAAGGAGAGUUUCACCAUAGCGAAGCCCCACCUGGUGGAGGACUUCUCACAAGCCCUGAUGUCAGAAUGUCAGGAAAACGGAACAUCCAUCACCUUCUCCAAGGAUCACCUCCGGACAUGUCUGUCCCAGCUGGCCUCGGCCGUCAUGGGGCGCGAGAGAACCACCUACGAGAGCUACACCAUGUUCUACGAGAACCUGCUGCGCCAGUACCACCAGCUGAUGUACCAGAAGGAACAGGUAGGGGGCACUGUUGUACAGUACCACCAGCUGAUGUACCAGAAGGAACAGAGCUACACCAUGUUCUACGAGAACCUGCUGCGCCAGUACCACCAGCUGAUGUACCAGAAGGAACAGGUAGGGGGCACUGUUGUACAGUACCACCAGCUGAUGUACCAGAAGGAACAGGUAGGGGGCACUGUUGUACAGCUGAUGUACCAGAAGGAACAGGUAGGGGGCACUGUUGUACAGCUGAUGUACCAGAAGGAACAGGUAGGGGGCACUGUUGUACAGUACCAUCAGCUGAUGUACCAGAAGGAACAGGUAGGGGGCACUGUUGUACAGUACCACCAGCUGAUGUACCAGAAGGAACAGGUAGGGGGCACUGUUGUACAGUACCACCAGCUGAUGUACCAGAAGGAACAGGUAGGGGGCGCUGUUGUACAGCUGAUGUACCAGAAGGAACAGGUAGGGGGCACUGUUGUACAGUACCACCAGCUGAUGUACCAGAAGGAACAGCUACACCAUGUUCUACGAGAACCUGCUGCGCCAGUACCACCAGCUGAUGUACCAGAAGGAACAGGUAGGGGGCACUGUUGUACAGUACCACCAGCUGAUGUACCAGAAGGAACAGGUAGGGGGCACUGUUGUACAGUAACAUUAGCUGAGAGAACCACCUACGAGAACUACACCAUGUUCUACGAGAACCUGCUGCGCCAGUACCACCAGCUGAUGUACCAGAAGGAACAGGAGCUGAAGCACUGCAGUGCUGGUGCAGGAGAGCCCCCUAGUGAUUCCCUGGUGGAGGUGCAGUGUCAGCUGGCUGACAGAUACGGGGAGCUCAUCCUGGAGAUCACAGCUCUGCGUGCCAAGGUCGCGGAGAUGCGUGAGAUGACCUUCACGCAGGAGCGAGACAUCCGCGAGCAGGUCAAGUGCGAGUACGAUGAGCUGGUGGAGGACCUGUUCGCCUCGCAGUUCGAGCUCAUGAAGAAAUUCGACGACUUCAGACUUAACCUCCAUGACAUCGUGUGUGAGAAGGUGGCAGAGACCAGGGUCGAGGCGGACGACGCCAUCUCCAAACUCAAGCAGAGAGAAUGGGGGGUGCCAGAGGACGAGAUCCGAGCGCGGAACAUGCGGCGCGCGGCGGAGCUCCGGGCGCUUCAACACGAGAACAGCCAGCUGAGCCGCGUUCUCGCCAAGAGCAAGGCCAUGGUCAUGUGGAAGGGCACAAAGGUCAAGGGCGACUUCCACAAGUCGAUCUCGGAGCUUCAGAAGGAAGUUUCCAGGAACAAGAAGGAAUGUCUGCAGAUCAGGAUGAACGCUGAGGAGGAGGUCAUCUUACUCAGGCAGCAGCAGCUGGCGCUCCGCAAGGUAAACAACAACAAACAAACAAACAAACAGUAUCAUCUUACUCAGGCAGCAGCAGCUGGCGCUCCGCAAGGUAAACAACAAACAAACAAACAAACAAACAGUAUCAUCUUACUCAGGCAGCAGCAGCUGGCACUCCGCAAGGUAAACAACAACAAACAAACAAACAAACAGUAUCAUCUUACUCAGGCAGCAGCAGCUGGCGCUCCGCAAGGUAAACAACAAACAAACAGUAUCAUUUUACUUAGGCAGCUGCAGCUGGCGCUCCACAUGGCUCUCCAGCAGUCGGAGCAGGAAUAUCUCGCCAUCAAGAAAAAGGUGGAGCAGGAGGAGAAGGAGAAGAAAGAGCGUGAGCACAUGGAGCUCCAGCGAGCCCGCAGCAAGAAACAGCUGGAGUCGGCAAAAACUUCCAACAUCGAGAAACUGCUGGAUGAGCUCGAGGAUAAAGACCAGCGGCUGCGCUAUCUAACAGAGGAGCAGGAAAAGACCAGUAAGCUGAGCCGGCUGUCCCAGGAGCGCGCGGAGAAAACCGUGCACCAGAUCCGGUCGCAGCUGGACCACGAGCGGAACCUGAAACUCGACGCCUUCCAGCGCGUGGACGAGCUGCAGGCGCAGGUGUACGACUUCGAGAGCGGCGUGGCGCCACGGCCGUACACGGCAAAUACUAACAUCUCCCGCCAGACAUCGACGCGGACGCCCCAGCCCCGGGUGCGCUCAGGGAAGAGCCGGUCCAGCGGCUUCAGCGACAUCUCCCUGUGGCCCGCGUCCUCCGGCCCGCUGUGGCCGCCCGCGGCCGGCCCCGGGCCCAUCCGCUCUCUCACCCCCGGCCCUCCAGCCAAGCCCAACGGCGUGGCCAAACUGCAGCGGCCAAAAACUGUAACCGGACGUUUGAAGAGCCGCAUUGCUGAAAGUCUGAUAGCAGAGUUGGAGAGAAGUACGGAGGACACCUUAGUUCAGCUCCAGCAACUCCAGCACCAGAAAUAACACAAAA